This is a messenger RNA of Closterium sp. NIES-67, 8667 nucleotides long. Lineage: Eukaryota; Viridiplantae; Streptophyta; Zygnematophyceae; Desmidiales; Closteriaceae. The record is from the annotation of a GenBank genome assembly.
CCUGCCUAAAGCCUUUCUGGGUGUAACAAUGGUGCAAGGUAUAAUAGGCUCGGUAUUGCCUGUGCUAGCUUGACUAGCGAGUAGGGUUGGCAAAUAGCGACCGAAAGGCGGAAUUGGUCCUGAGGGUCGAAUUCUCAUUACGGCUUAGUCGUGCACAUUAUGCUACGAAACUCUGGUCCAGCAUCGUAUCUGUACCAUCAUGAACUUAUCCUCAGGCGAUAGGUUGUUAUGAGUCAUGAGGGUACUGAGGAAGCUCACGGAAUAAGCUGUGGUCGUCCAUUUCGACAGUUUGUAUUUUUACCGUUUCACGUAAUUUAUAUAUUUAUAUUGAAGGUGGUUUGGAGCUUCCUCGCAUUCUCGUCCUACCAAAACCAUCAUGCCGGGAAUACGCCUAGAGCGACGACGCCGAUUUCAAGCACGCUCGUUUUCGCUGGUAGAUGUGUCUCCUGAUCAAAAGUUUCGGAAAUUCCUAGGUUAGAGAAAAGCGCACCAGCUCCACUAAAGACUGGCCACCUUUUUAGUAGUUACCAUCUCUUCAACCACGCCUUCGGAGCUUUCCGAGCGGAUUACGGAAAUUCACGAUGAGGCGGGAACCAGGUGACGGCAAGUCCAAGAGCAAAUCGAAAUCCAAGGAGAAGUCUCUCCUUUCCCAAUCCUCUGGCAAUUUUCUCCGCAGCAUCACUGAGCUGGUGGUCCGACACAAGGGGGAUGAACCAAGCCAUGCCUCGUCCUCAGGUCCGGCAGCAGGUCCGGAAGAACCAUCCGGUGUGGAAAACGAGGAAGAAGGAAAAACAGGGGAUAAUCAGCAGCAGCAGCAGCAGCAGGAGCAGCAGCAGCAGGAGGAGGAGGAGGAGGAGCAGCAACAGCAGCAGCAGCAGAGGGAGAUGAGCGAGGAGGAGCAGAAGCGAGAGAGGCGCAAGCAGGCUGUCGAGCGGAUUAUGAGCAGAUUGGCUAGGGAGCCGCCCGCACAGGGCAUUUCAGGUCCCUUGGCAAAUCCAGCAGCGCUAGGCAGGAGAAUAUCACUGCCAUCAAAACCAGCGAACAGAAUACGAAGUGGUGCGCCUUCUGGUACUGGUGCUAAUACUGCUGCUGCUGGUGCUGCUGCUGCUGGUGGGGCCGGGAGGCAUCUGCCAUCUGCUAGGCGAGCUUCAGUCGAGCGUUCUUCUAAAGAGGGUUCGCCUUCCCUUUCUUCUGCGAGCUCUUCGAACGCGGGGCGGAAGUCAGAUAGUGCUUCGAUUUCCUCAUCAUCGUCCUCCUUGCCCAGGCGAAGCAGCCUCGGCCGGGAUACACACGGGGAUGACACUAGCGGGCGUGGCGAGAAUGGUGCAGGCGGUGAGAUUAGUAUCGGUGGUGAGAGUACUGCAGGCGGCGGGAUUGCUAUUGGCGGUGGUGGCACGUGUGCCGAAAGUGGUGAGAGCCGUUCUGGUUCGGGUGGCGCUUCUGCUGCCGUGGGUGCUGAAAAUGGCGCUGCUGAUAGUGCUACUGACGGUGUUUCUGCUGGUGCUUCUUCUGGUGGUGUUACUGAUGGCGGUGCAGGGAGUUGGACGAGUGUUAGCAGCAGCAGCAAUGAAGCCCAAGACCACCACCAGCAGCAGGACCUGCAGCAGCAGCAGCAGCAGCAGCAGCAGCAGCAGCAGCAGCAGCAGCAGACUGAUCCCACCAGUUCUGCAGCUUCGGUCGCACAGGCUCGCUUGGAGCCGCCGUCCCCUGCGUCCUCCGCCUUCACCCCCAUCUUCGCCCGCUGCCCUGCCAAGAUCUGGAGCAACCCGGACGAGCAAGACAGCGACAGGGACGACACUGACAGCAUGGGGGGAGAGGAAGGCGAGGGAGGCGCAGGAUCGAGCACAGGAGGAGGCGGAGUCGGUGAGAGUGGGGAGAAGGACGCAGGAGGUAUGGAAAAGAAGAGCAGGGGGAACGGAGAGAAGGGAGAGGAUCUCCUGACAGAUGCGGAGGUGGGAGAGACGGAGGAGGAGGAUGAGCAGCCAACAGGGUUCCCAAAGCUGCUGCCGGGGAAGGCUGACGUGCUGGUGUUGACAGACGAAGGGGAUGCGCUGCACGGGGAGAUAGACACUGGCGAGCAUGAGGGGUCGAAUCCUCUAGACAUGUCGAAAUUCAAGCGGCUGCUGUCGCAGGUUUACGGGCUCGAUGAGGCGGAUUUCCGGCCGAAAAACUGGGGAAAACAGUUCGAUGAUGAGGGGUUUUUCGGGGGUGGUCGGGCGGAUGAUGAUGAUGAUGAUGAUGAUUUGAAGAAUAGGGAUCCGAGAUUGGAGGAUCCGCAGUUGCAGGAGAUUUUGACCCAAGAGCUGAUGAAGUUUCUGAUGAGGAAUAUGGGCGGGAAGGAUGAGGAGAGGGGGGAGGAGAGAGUGGGGAGAGAGGAAGUGGAGGAAGAGGGGGAGGGUCGGAGCAGUGAGGGGGAGGAUAGUGAGAGUAGCAGUGUGCACAAGGGACGGAGGCGGCAGAGGGGCGGUAGUGACAGUGAUGUUGACAAUGAUGAUGAUGAGAUGGUUGAUAAUGGUUGGGGGGACGAUGCCCUGAAACUCACGUCAAGAACACGGGAUGAUGAUGAGGACGACCAGUCUGAUGACCGUUACUCGAGAGGAAGACACACGUCUGAUAGUGAGGAGGAGGAGGAGGAAGAAAAGAGGGGCAGGAUGAGGCGAAAGGACGGUUCCCGCGAGGACCUGAGGAGCGGCGGGAGGGAGAGACGAGCAAGAGGAAGGAUGAGAAGCAGGAGGAGUGGAUCGUCGAGUAGAAGCAGGAGCCGGCACUCGUCUGAUUCUGAUAGUGUAAGAGGGGGUCGGGGAAGGAGAGAGAGGAGAGGAAGAGUUAGGGAGGAGGAUGUUUGGGAAGAGAGGGAUGAUGAUGAUGAUGAUGAUGAUGAUGAUGAUGAUGAUGAUGAUGAUGAUGAUGAUGAUGAUGAUGAUGAUGAUGGGGAGUUGAGGGGAAAGCAGAGCAGGCGUGAGGGGAGGCGGAGUGGAGUCGAGGAGGGGUCUGAUGAGGAUGAGAGGGGCAGGUGGAGGAGGAGGAGGCGGGAAGUGGAGGCGGGGGAUGAGAGUGGACGGGAGGAUUAUAGCGAGGACGGGAGGCAGGAAAGUGAUUAUGAGGGGAGAAGAAGGGAUGGCGUGCGGAGGAAAGGACAUGUGGAGGGAGAAGACGAAAGUGAGGAGGAUGGUGCUCGGCAUAGGGGGAGGCAUAGGAGGCGGCGUAGCCAUGGGGGCAGGAGUGACAGUGGUGGUGAUGAUGUGGGACGAGACAGCGACCUAGACAGGGAUGGUGAUACAAGAAGCGAUCAUGAGCGGGAGAAGGGUAGAGAGGGGGAGAGGGGUAGAGAGAAGGGUAGAGAGGGGGAGAGGGGUAGAGAGAAGGGUAGAGAGGGGGAGAGGGAUAGAGAGAAGGGUAGAGAGGGGGUACGGGGGAAGGGUAGAGAUAGAGUACAGGAGAAGGGUAGAGGAGAUAGGGCUAGCAGCAGGGAGAGAGGGGACGAGAGGAGUGAUGAGGAGCGAAGGGGGAGGAAGGAGAGGAGGAAUGAAGAGGAGGAGGAGGAAGGCAACAGCGAUGGCAGUGGCGGUCGGCAUUACAGGAGAAAAGGCAGGGAGGGGGAUGGAAGGGACAGAGCCAAGCACAGGGAGCGGAGGAGACACAACGAGGAUGAUGAGGCGAGUUCGCCGCACAAGGGGCGGGAAGAGAAGGGCAAGAAAGGGAAGGCCAAGGAAGUACAGAGCACGGAAAGGGUGGAUGACGAAGGCGAGGGCGAACGCACUGGUGUGAAGGAAAUGGAGCCGAGGGGAAGGCCUGAGAAGGGUGGGCCUGAGAAGGGUGGGCCUGAGAAGGGUGAUACCAAGGAAAAAGAGUCCAGCAAAUCGAAACAGGAAAGCAAGGCGAAGCACGAGGACAGGUCGAAAGACGAGGUCAGAUCAAAGCAGGAGGUAAAAUCAACGCAGGAGAGCAAGUUCUUGUCGUCAUUGGACAUCCGGGAGGAGAUCCGGAAGCUCUCUGGGGAUGAUGCCCUGCGCAUUCUGCUGAGCGCGCGAAACUCGUUCAAACGGGAACAGCAGCAGCAGCUGCUGCGGCAGAAGCAGGUGGUCGAGGGAGCUGCUGGGUCUGCUGCUGGUGCAGGUGCGGCUGCUGACGCUUCUGUGGCUGAAAUUGGAGCGGGCGCGGAGGUGGGAGGGCUAGGGAUGGGAGGAGAGAAGUUGCUGGAAGCCAAGUUAUUGCGUUGCCUGACUAAGGUGCAUCAGCAGGUGGUUGUUGGUGUGCCUGAGACGAUUGAGGAGGGGGAUGAGGAGGGCGAGGAGAGUGAGGAGGAGGGGGAGGCAAGCAGGCGGGAUGAAGGGGAGGGGGAUGAAGAGGAUGAGGAGGAUGAGGGGAAAGGUGGUGAAGUGAAGGGCGAUUGUGCAAAUCAUGGGGUUAAGAAGUGGGGGAAAGGAAGGGAUGGGUGGGGGAACGAGGAAGAGGACAAUGAGGAUGAGGAUGAGGAGGAUGAGGAUUAUGAGGAGGAUGUGGGAGAGGAGGAUUCUGACAGUGAGGAGGAGAAGGAUGAGAUAGCCCGCAUGGCGUCUGAUGUGGCGAGGUACAUGGCGAGAACUGGGAAGUCGGGGGGCAAAGCUGGUCAACGGGAGCAACCGAGCCAUUCAGAUCAAAGUACAAGUCAAGGUCAGCCAAGUCAGCCAGUUCCUCAUGUUCAGGUUGCGGUAAGCUCAUCCAGCCAGAAGAGUCGCAGAGCCAGAAGGAGUGCUGCUGCUACCGCUGUUGGGGAUAGCGACAGUGCUGCUGCUGCUGUUGUUACUGCUGGUGCUGAAAGAAAUGUCGAAGGGUAUAAGCCAGGGGUGCCAGUGGGAGGGGAGGAAGAGGAGGAGGAUUUGUAUGGGAUGGGCGGGGAGGAAGGAGGGCAGGAUGGGGCAAGUGAGGGGGAGGAUGGUGAGGAGGAGGGGGAGGAGACGGAGUUCUCCUCAGCUGAGAAAGAGGGUGGCGGUGGUGGGAGGGACGCGGGGAUUGGUGAUGCAGAUGAUGGGGCAGAAGGGGACGAGGAGGGGGAGGAAGGGGAACCGAGGCCGCACAGAGAGCGGAGAGGCAAAGCGCAUGGCAGGACCCGAACCGCAAGUGCUGCUGCUGCCGCUUUUGCUAGCCUCGCUGCAGUGGCCCCUGCUGCUGCUGAAUCCCCCAUCCAUCAACCUCCAGGCAGACCCAGGCGGCACACAAGCCAGAAGAGAAGGGGCAAAACCAGCACGCCCACGCCGCCAACCAUGCCCAUGCCAUCUUCCCCCAUGCCUCCUACCAUGUCUCAAGCAGCAGCAGCAGCAGCAGCAGCAGCAGCAGCAGGGCUUAUGCCGGCAAGCGUGAAUUUGCCUGCGGCACCUGGUGGGCAGUGGGGUCCUUUUGAGACGUCUCAAAGCAGCACUCCAACUCUCUCCAGGCAUGCGCCAACGGCCACGUGGGGCAGUCCUUCUCCAGCAGCAGCAGCAGCAGAACGGCAGUGGGGCUCUUCUGAGACGCCUCAAAGCAGCAGUUCUCCCUCCAGGCAUGCCCCAACGGCCACGUGGGGCAGUCCUCCUCCAGCAGCAGCAGCAGCAGAACGGCAGUGGGGCUCUUCUGAGACGCCUCAAAGCAGCAGUACUCCCUCCAGGCAUGCCCCAACGGCCACGUGGGGCAGUCCUUCUCCAGCAGCAGCAGCAGCAGCAGCAGCAGCAGCAGCAGCAGCAGAACGGCAGUGGGGCUCUUCUGAGACGCCUCAAAGCAGCAGUACUCCCUCCAGGCAUGCCCCAACGGCCACGUGGGGCAGUCCUUCUCCAGCAGCAGUAGCAGCAGCAUCAACGGCAGCAGAGCGGCAGUGGGGCUCUUCUGAGACGCCUCAAAGCAGCAGUACUCCCUCCAGGCAUGCGCCAACGGCCACGUGGGGCAGUCCUUUCCCAGCAGCAGCAGCAGCAGGAGGCGUAGGAGGUGGCCAGCCCCUUUGGCGCCAGCGAUCCUCCAGCCAUUCUGAGAUGCUCUCCCCAGCACCACCACCACCAGCGCUUCUGCCAUCGUCAUCAACAGCAGCAGUAGCAGCAGCAGUGGCAGCUGCAGCAGAAGCAGCAGCAGCAGUGUCGCCGUUAGGAGGGGCGGGCUUGGCAGCAGCAGGAGCAGGCUUGAAUCCCCAUGCAACCCUGGGAUCUCCACUUCCCCUGCCCGCCUCUCACUCCAGGCUGCAGAAAACCGCAUCAGAUGCGCCCCGGCGGCUGCAGGAGCUGCUACAGUUUAAAAUGAUGCAGGCUGCUGCGGGUGGGGGAAGGGGGGGAGGAGGAGGAGGAGGAGGCACGGGGUCGGGUGUUGCUGCCAGUAUGGUUCAGGGCAGUGUGGCCUUUGGCCGGGGGUCGAUUGGAGGGGGGGGGGUGAUGGGAGGGGGUGCCGGGGUGGCAAGCAGCGUUGGAAGGGGGGGGGGAGUGGAGAGGGGGGCUGGUGUGGGGGUGGGGAUUGGAGGGGUGGGAGUGGGAGGGUCUCCCAAGGGGAAGAAGGUGAGGGGGCGGAAUGGUGGAAAGAGUGGUGAGAUGGGAGGAGUGUGCAGCAGCGAGAGCGGUCAACGCGUGAUGCCUGGAGGGGUAGAUGGUGGGGCAUGUAGCAGUGGUUAUGAUGAUGGUUAUGGUUACAAUGCCGGUUACGAAGGUUAUGAUGGUUAUGCUUACGAUGAUGGUUAUUCUGGGAGUGACCAGGGCUAUCAUGGUUACCGUGGUGGUGGUGAUGGUUAUGGUGGCUAUGAUGGUGAUGGUGCAGGGGAGGGAAGUGUAGUGGGAGUGCAGAGGUCGUAUACAGUGGAUGGGAGGAAACCUGCGCAUCCUGCAGCCGAGGAACUGCUGCCGGCAAUGGUUCCACGCACGUACACUGUAGAUGGCCGCUCGGCCAGGCUUGUAACGGAUCACACUAUAACGGGGCGAUCUGUGCCAGUAGCUGCUGAGACUGGCUUGGGUGGUGCGGCUGCUACAGGAGGCUUCAAGGGCACAGCGAGAGGGAAGAAACGUGCAGGCAGUAGGGGGAAGGCAGCAGGAGCGACAGCUUAUAGUGGGCUUGAUGGAGGGGUUUGGGGGAAGGGGAUGGGGGUGGGGGAAGAGGGACGAGAAGGAGGAGGGGGAGGAGGGGGAGGAGGGGGAGGAGGGGGAGGAGGGGGAGCAGGGGGAGGAGCAGGAGGAGGUAUGGCAGUUGAUGAAGAUAUGUAUGGUGAUGUGGGGGAGGAGGUGGGGGAUGAUGACUUGUAUGGACCCAGUGAGGAUGUUAUAGGGAGGCAGGAGGCAGAGCAGGAGGGGGUGCUGGAGGAGGGGGUAUACGAGGAGGGGGCAUUUGAGGAGGGGGUAUUUGAGGAGGGGGCAUUUGAGGAGGUGGAAGAGGAAGAGGAAGAGGAGGACCUGUAUGGUCCAGGGGAUGAAGAGGAGCAGGAGGAGGAAGAGGAGGAGGAGGGGAGGGAAGAGCUGAUGCCAGAAGCGGCGGGAGGGUUCCCAGCGGGAGGCUUUGAGAGUGGGGCUCGGGAGUAUCGAGGAGGAACAGCUGGGCUGUUUAGAGGCAAGCCGAACCGCCGUGGCUCCGUUGGUGCCUCCCUUGCUGCUGCUGCUACUGGUGUUGCUGGUUCUGGUGCUGGUGCCGGUGCUGGUGCUGGUGUUGGUGCUGGUGCCAGUUCUGCUGGCGGGGCUGGGAGCAGUGGUGAUUAUCAGGGGUCUCUCUCCCGAGCACACAGCCAGCCAGCAGAGGCCUUCCAUGCAGCCAUGCUAUCUCCCUCCAACUCUGUCGCCUCUGCUCCCUGCUCCUCCCCCCCUUCCUCUGUCUCACGGUUCAAGCCCAAAGCAGCGAAGAGCCGAACCAGCAGGGGGCAGAGCGUGUUAGGUGACAGCAUGAGCUCAGGGAUUAAGGACGUCGUCAGUAGUGGGACUAGAGGAAGUGUGGGUACUGGCUUCAAGGACAGUGCAAGCAUGGGCUUUAAGGACAGCAUGAGCAUGGGGUACAAUGAAAGUGCCAGCAGCGGUUAUUAUGACAGCAUGAGCUCGGGCUUUAAGGACAGCAUGAGCAUGGGGUUUAAUGAUAGUAUGAGCACCGGCUACAGUGAGAACUCGGGCUUUAAGGACAGCAUGAGCGUGGGGUAUAACGAGCAGGCAGAAAGAUGGCACGGGUCAGCAACAGGUGAGGGGGGCGGUUACCCUGGAAGGGGAGGUGCUACUAAGAGUACCAGGUGGAGUGCCAGUAGCAGAACCGUGGGGUCCUUUGCUGCGUCGCCUGCAGUUUCUGGGGCAGGGAGUGCUGGAUUGAGCCGGGUCACACGUGACACUGGGGGAAUGCGGGAUGCGGGUCCCGGAGCUGGGGUUCGAGGGAAAAGAGGUAGCAAGACAAAGUCAGUUCAGUAUGAGGAGGUGGAGGAGGAUUUGUUUCCUGUGGAGCCAGAGGAGAACUGUAGCGACAGCAGUUACUGCUACGAUGCUUAUCCUGAUCAGGGUGGUAGCAGUUUAAGUGGGGGCAGUGGUGGUAGUGGUACUAGUGGUGCUCUUGAAGUCCCUCAAGGCGGUAGUGUGCUGGGAGGAGCUGGAGUCCGCCGAGCAUCGUCGAUGGCUAAGACUAUGGCGACUAUGAGCCCUUUGGGAACUCCGAGAAUAUGAUAAAGCAGCUCUUACCGCAGCCUCUUAUUGCCACCAUUUUAUUUCAAGUCACAUAUGU